ACAGCUGCGAGUAGAAGAGCCUCACCGCGUUCGGUGUAGCUAUUGUGGCUUAUUUCAGCCUGUUGUAAGCAAUACAUUAGUCAUUUAGACGUGAUUAGAAAUGCUGUUAAAUGUUACUGGUAGAUGCUCGUGCUUUAUGUUAAAAAUAGGCAACUUGUGGAGCUAAGUCACGCGUUGACGUUAAACGUUCUCUGCGAAACUUUUGCAGAGUUGAAAAAAAGGAAACAAAAUUGCCAAAAUGGAGAGUCACGAACGGGCAGCGGCAGUGGGCGACGGCGUGCUCGACUUCUCACGCUUGGGUUUGAACACUCUGAGCGUUGACAGUAUCACCGACAGAAGGAAAAGAGACACCAAACAACUCUACCUGAACUACAACCGACUAGGCUCGCUGCCGUCGUCGGUCACCCUGUUCUUCAACCUCGAGUUUCUGGACAUUAGCAACAACGGACUUUCGUUCAUCUGUGAGGACAUUAUGCGCCUGACCAAGCUGAAAACACUUAUAGCCAAGAACAACCGCUUGGACGAGUUCUCGCUGCCCAAGGAGUUCGGCUCUCUGCAGCUGGAGGUGCUGAACUUUAGCGGGAACCGAUUCGAGGAGAUCCCGCUUCAGUGUACCAAACUGCUGCGCUUGCAGUCGCUUUCACUCGGAGGAAACAGAUUGAAAAGUAUACCUGCAGAGAUAGAAAACUUAACCAGUUUGGAGAUGUUGUACCUGGGCGGAAACCUUAUUUCAGCCAUUCCUCCUGAAGUAGCGAAUCUGCCCUACCUCACCUACUUGGUCCUGUGUGACAACCGCAUCCAAAGUGUCCCACCGCAGCUCACCAGGCUCCACUCUCUGCGAUCUUUAAGCCUACACAACAACUUGCUCACUUACCUGCCGAGAGAGAUCCUGAGCCUGGUGCACCUGCAGGAGCUCAGUCUUAGAGGCAACCCGCUGGUUGUGCGCUUUGUCAAGGAGAUGACCUACGAUCCACCCUCAUUGCUAGAGCUGGCAGGGCGCACCGUUAAGAGUCGAAAUCUUCUGUACUCCCCUUUUGACCUGCCUGCAAACCUGGUGCGUUAUCUGGACUUGGCCAGCAAGUGUCCCAACCCCAAGUGUGCCGGUGUGUACUUUGAUUCGUGCGUGCGCCAGAUCAAAUUUGUAGACUUCUGUGGAAAGUACCGGCUACCCCUCAUGCACUACCUGUGCUCCCCUGAGUGCACCUCUCCCUGUAGCUCCAACCCGCAGAGCGACGCCGAGUCUGAGGAAGAGAACAGUGUGCCUGCUGACCGCCUUCAGAGAGUGCUUCUGGGAUAGUACGACCAAGAGGAACAUCUGAUCCUCUGUCCAGACAAAUCCUUGACAGUUUGCCAUUGUUUUUAUAACACUAACAAGGACCCUGAUUAAGACUUUAUUGGACAUAUUAGUGCUCAUACCGCUUCAGCCACUGAAACGCACAAAAAAAAAAGUGAGACAACUUACCUUUUCUUUGACCUAAUGUGAAAUCUAUUCUGUGAAUGUUUUCGGUUGGGGUUUUUUUUCUUCUUUUUUUAAUCUUUUUUUUUCUUUCUUUUGUUUCAUGAAGCGUGUUGUCUCACCAUACAUCAGUCUAUCUAGAGCACAUGAAGGAAGGUCCUUCCACACCUGCUUGCCUCAUGGUUGAGCACAGGAGGGCAGUAAAACUCUUGUUUGACUGAAGGAGUGAAAGGAUUCUUUUUUGUUUUCAGGGCAACAUGUUUAGUUGUAAUUACAACAUUUCAUUCUGUGCAGAUGCUACAGUGUAUUAGUCUGCAUUUUCACUUUGAGUAUGAGCUCUUUGUCAGCCUUCAUCUGACUUUAUUUGACCAUCAAGCCUGAUGUGCCAACCAAGAAAAAGUCAGUGUUUUUUAUAGUAUGUGAGCAGGAACUUUGAACAUUGUUUCAAACUGCGGUACUAUAAAUAUUUUUUGUGGUUUGAGAUGGGCUUAUACGCACUUUGCUGUGGCCAGUCCCCCAAAAUACUAAAGGACCAGUAUGUAGGAUUUUGAUGGGGAGGGUUCACUUUCAGUCAUGUGAUCAACCCUGGAGGACCAAAAGAAAAUUAAACAUUGCUGGCCAAAGCUAGAUAUGCCACAUAACUGAGGAAAAGUGCACACCUGUCAAUUUUCCAGCUAUUUCAAACCACAUGUUUAGAUCACCCAAAUAUGAAAAGCAAAGAUUUGUGAACCAUAAGUUAGAUAUGUGGCUGUCUAGUCAGCAUACUCAAUGACAAGGGAGAACUAAACUGUGGUCAAGUUUAAACCAUUGUGUGUCAUUUCAAAUAAAUCAUCACUGACAACCUGGGUAUCUGUGAAGGAGAUGACUGAGGACCGAGUCCUCACAGAUGGAAAGUAACUGUUAACUAUGCCAAUAGAAUAUGUCGUUGCUUUUGAAAGACUGGGGUGUGUCAUAGACAAUGGUUCACAUGGAGUCCUGCACUUUGCGCUUUGUUAGCAGUUGUGAAACAGUUGAGUGUCUGAUUAUGGGUUGUAAUGGCUGUGCAGCAUUUUGGCUAAACACAAACCAGAUGAACAAAACCUGGUUUUGGCUUUCAACACAGGAGCGGGUCCUCAUCCACCAAGCUCCAGUGUUUCUACUUUAGCCCAGAAGAGAUGAGCCAAACAUUGUCUCUACAGAGGACCUUUCAUUAGCAGCCGCUCCAGGUUCCUCAGAGGUGUUGACUUGGUUGUCAUGUUGCUAGAUCCCACUUAAUCCUGCAUACUGCCUUCCGAAUAGCAAGGUGGCGAUCUUUUAUCAGUGCUUUUGUCUCAACUGCAUGCCACCUUUGGGGGGGGAAGGCUGCGAUGGCUUAGUAGUUUUAAAUUAACUCAUAGUGGUUAUGUGGAAGAAUGCUUAUCCAGGCUGACUCACAGGAAGUGGAUGUGGGUUGGGCCAGGGAAAACCAUUCACUGUGUUCGCACAAAAACAAUAGCUAUUGAGCGCAACCCAGUACCAGCCUUUGUGUUUAUGUUCAGGGCUGUUAGUUUUCUGUGGGCAUAAACAUAUGAAGAUGUAUCUGAAUAAAACCCACAGUCAGUGAUAUAUGUAUGGUUACAUAUCUGCUGCAACUUUCUGCUUGUGUGGAAAGCUGGGUCAUUUUAUAAUGUCCCAGACAGUUUGUGUCCAUUAGUCAGGAGAAGAAAUCCAAUUUGGCUUCACAUUAGACCUUAAUGUUAAGAAAACAGAAGAACGUUCUUCUAUGUUACAGAAGUUACAGUAGUUACAAUUCCUAAGUGCCUUACUAAUCAAGACUUCUAACAGCAAAGCUAGUAUGAAGAAACUGAUAUAUGCACCCUGAAAUGUGAAUAAUUUAGCUUUAUAAAAGUCACUUAUCUGAUUUCCAUACUCAUCUGUUUAACAGCAAAUAUACAAAAUAGCCCUUUAAAACAA
Messenger RNA from Pundamilia nyererei, 3388 nucleotides. RefSeq names its product leucine rich repeat containing 58b (gene lrrc58b). Gene Ontology annotation, cellular component: cytoplasm. The record is from RefSeq and is a predicted model, not a curated record. NCBI's taxonomy places the organism in Eukaryota, Metazoa, Chordata, Actinopteri, Cichliformes, Cichlidae. The coding region runs from base 239 to 1297 and encodes 352 amino acids. The transcript is spliced from 4 exons. Gene Ontology annotation, molecular function: protein binding.